AAAUUAUCAACUAUUAAUAUUAUUCAGAAUAUACUCUUAGGGAAUCAUGUUGAGAAAUUGCAACAAUUUGUGUGCUCCUCCUCAACCACCGUGCUGUCUACCGGCAUGUUCAAUCCCAUGCCCUGUAAUUUGUUGCACUCCACCUGUGAGCUAUCCCUGCAUGCCUUACGUGCCCCGUGUCCAAUGUAAGAUAGCUUGUCGGCCUCCUACACCGAAACCCACUAAAACGGUGGUUUAUCUGCCACCUUGUCCAAGCUGCCCCAUGUCCAAUCCACCGAAAUUAGAAGUGACAUAUUUGCCGCCCUCACCACCCCCUCCGCCAUCUUGCUUUUACGUUUGCAAAACGGAUUGCGUCCCCUGCAUUCCACCUUGCCCAAAGCCAACAGCCAUGCGCCCUUCAUCUUGCAGAAUGCUUUGCCCACCUUGUCCCCCUUGUUAGAACACAGUGUUCUAAUUGGCAAGUCACUGAUAAUUAUGCAACUGUAUGCAAAGGUGCGUCAUGAGUCUACGGAAACGCAAAAAUACG
Messenger RNA from Formica exsecta, 526 nucleotides. RefSeq names its product late cornified envelope-like proline-rich protein 1. Bases 47 to 439 code for a protein of 130 amino acids. The transcript is spliced from 4 exons. NCBI's taxonomy places the organism in Eukaryota, Metazoa, Arthropoda, Insecta, Hymenoptera, Formicidae. The record is from RefSeq and is a predicted model, not a curated record.